Molecule: messenger RNA, 891 nt
Organism: Pollicipes pollicipes
Lineage: Eukaryota; Metazoa; Arthropoda; Thecostraca; Pollicipedomorpha; Pollicipedidae
Gene: Pdf
Product: Pigment-dispersing factor
Exons: 4
Coding region: 234-473 (79 amino acids)
Biological process (GO): response to light stimulus
Cellular component (GO): extracellular region
Molecular function (GO): hormone activity
Source: RefSeq, a predicted model, not a curated record
GAGCGGGGGACACUGGUGAUGAGCGCGGAGCGAGGUCGGUGGCCGGCACCCCGGCCCGCUCAUCCCGUCAUCACGUGCGCCGCUGUCAGGCCCAGCAGCCGCCUCCAUUCAUCGGCAGCGCUCCGGCCCGCGUCGACUGCGACGGCUCGCUAUAAAAGCGGCGUCGGAGCCGACGGACCGGCAGAGCAGCCGACGCCCGCCGCCGUCCCUACACCGACCAGCUGAGUUGCAUCAUGAGGACCGGACUGGUCUGCCUCCUGCUGAGUGUGGUGGUGGCCGCGGCCCUGGCCGCGCCCGACCGAUACUCCAGCGACGAGCUCGACCUGGGCACGCGGCAGGUGAUCGGGGAGCUGGCUGGCCGGAUUCUGCGUCUGGCCCGGCCCGCCAGCCCACUCGGCACGCAGAAGCGAAACUCGGAGCUCAUCAACUCGCUACUCGGCCUGCCCAAGAUCAUGAACGACGCCGGACGAUGAGACCGGGCGAUGACGACACAGCUCUGCAGGGCUGCUGCUCAACGGCGGCCGACCCCCCGCCCGCCCACCACCGACGCUGGCGACAUCAGACCCCGUGUACAUACGUUAUAGGUGGCGCUGCCUGAGCAGAAUCCUUCCGUUCGUUUUCAACGCUGGCAAUUCGUUUCGCCGUAGUGCGAUGGCUGUUAUCGUUCCCACGGACGUGUCAUGAGGGCACGGUGUUCCAGAUUUUGUCGCGCGUCAGGGGCAGUGCAGGGUACCUAGAUGUCUCGCCUUGCAGAGCGCGCCUGCCCCCCGGUCACUCCACCUACUCCGCAUGAGACCCGCUCGGAAAAGUAGCGUCGUUUCAUCCUACUCGUCCUCUACCGGAGCCCGUUGCGUUCAAACCAGGUGGCGCCAAUACAGCCAGUGGAUAUCA